Messenger RNA from Salvia hispanica, 1014 nucleotides. The record is from RefSeq and is a predicted model, not a curated record. Lineage: Eukaryota; Viridiplantae; Streptophyta; Magnoliopsida; Lamiales; Lamiaceae.
AUGACUGGUUGGAUCCCUGAUAAUAUUUCUCCCAAUUGUAGCCUAAAGACUUUAGAUGUGAGUCACAACAAUUUGGUAGGUGGUGUUCCACUUUCUCUAGAGAAUUGCACUUCCUUAGAAGUUAUGAAUGUGAGAAACAAUCAAAUAGUUGGUAAUUUCCCAUGUAUGCUCCCAUCUAGCUUGCGGUUGCUUGUGUUGCGCUCGAACAGAUUCCACGGGGAGAUCACAUGUCAAAAGAGUUGGCCAAGUCUUCAAAUCAUUGACAUAGCUUCCAAUAAUUUCAAUGGCAAUCUAUAUCCUUUCAACUUCACAAAUUGGAGAGGAAUGGUGUUGGAUCGUGAUGCAGAGUUGGACCGUAUCAACUUAGGUUUCAUGGCUUCGUACAUGGGAUUCUACAAAGGGAACGAGGUGACAUUAACCAUUAAAGGGCUAGAGCUCGAGCUUGUCAAGAUUUGGCCAGAGUUUAUCUCUAUUGACUUCUCUUGCAAUAAUUUUCAUGGCGAAAUCCCCAUGGAAAUUGGUGAGCUCAACUCACUCUAUCUUCUCAACUUAUCUCACAAUGCUCUCAGCGGUCGAAUCCCAAAGUCAUUUGGCAAGUUGAGGCAACUUGGAUCACUUGACCUCUCAAUGAACCAGCUCACAGGGGAGAUACCAAAGGAGAUCGCGUCGCUCACAUUCCUCGGUGUGAUGAAUGUAUCUCACAACAAGCUAGUUGGAGAGAUUCCAAUAGGGAAUCAGUUGCAAACAUUUUCUGCUGAUUCAUUUGAAGGGAACACAGGAUUGUGCGGUCUCCCUCUGCACAUUAGCUGCACGAAUCCAUCACUGCGGUUUGUGGAAGUGGAAUCGGAUAGGGAGAUUGAGUGGGAUUAUGUGUUUGUUGCGGCUGGAUAUGUUGUGGGAUUAGGAGGCUUCUCUUGGGUGCUUUUACUUUGUCGAAGUUUUAGGUAUAAGUACUUUGAGAAACUUGAGGAUGUUUUCGAGAAGAUGUUUGAGUGUUGCCAACGCCGGAAAUAG